Sinocyclocheilus anshuiensis is the source of this 2036-nucleotide messenger RNA. RefSeq names its product brain-specific angiogenesis inhibitor 1-associated protein 2-like. Gene Ontology annotation, biological process: positive regulation of actin filament polymerization; plasma membrane organization; actin filament bundle assembly. Gene Ontology annotation, cellular component: cytosol; nucleoplasm. Gene Ontology annotation, molecular function: protein binding; cytoskeletal adaptor activity. NCBI's taxonomy places the organism in Eukaryota, Metazoa, Chordata, Actinopteri, Cypriniformes, Cyprinidae. The transcript is spliced from 15 exons. The coding region runs from base 362 to 1843 and encodes 493 amino acids. The record is from RefSeq and is a predicted model, not a curated record.
UGAGAGAGACAGACAGAGAGUAAGGAGACAUUGUCCGGGACAGAGACAGAGACCGAGCCGCUCGAGCUCUACAUCGCGACGGCAAAUGGACAUUUGGAGCGGAAUGAAGAGUAAAGUUUGAGGAGUUUGAGGAGCAGCGAGCAGUGAGUGUGUUCUGACCUGGAUUCAGUCAGGGCUUUGGGAGACACAGGGCGAGGGGUGAGGGGUGGACGAGCGAUUUACUGGGUCAAACAAACCGACUACCCCCACCACUGAAGAAGGGAAGGUCUGAAGGAAAAGAAGAAAAAACACAGACAAAGCGUUGAGGAAACCAUGAACACUGAAAAGAAGUGAGGUGAACUGAUCUGGAGAGAGAAGCACAAUGUCACGGUCAGAUGAGGUCAACAAAAUGACAGAGAAUGUCUACAAGGGCAUUCUGGACCAGUUCAACCCCAGUCUGAAGAAUUUUGUCACCAUGGGCAAACACUAUGAAAAGGCUCUGACGGGCGUCACAGUAGCAGCGAAGGGUUAUUUUGACACUCUGGUCAAACUAGGAGAGCUGGCCAGUGACAGCCAGGGCUCAAAGGAACUAGGUGACACGCUGUUCCAGAUGGCAGAGGUUCAUCGGCAGAUCCAGGUCCAACUAGAGGAUGUGCUGAAGCUGUUUCAUUCAGAGCUGCUGUCUCAACUCGAGCAGAAACUGGAGCUAGACAUCAAAUAUCUGACUGCGACGCUGAAGAAGUACCAGAGUGAGAGGAAGUCAAAGGUGGAGUCCAUUGAGCGCUGCCAAUCACAGCUGAAGAAGCUGCGGAGGAAGAGCCAAGCUAGUCGCCAUCCCAACAAAUAUGGAGACAGAGAGAUGCAGUAUGUGGAGCUGAUGAGUCGCCGGCAGGGCGAGCUGGACUCUCUGGUUGCCGUUGGUUACCGCUCCGCUCUGACAGAAGAAAGGCGACGCUAUUGCUUUCUGGUGGACCGUCAGUGUUCAGUCACCAAGAUCCUCACCAACUACCACUGCAAGGUGAGAGAGCUAUUGUCUCAGAAGCUGUCAUCGUGGCAACAGUCAUGUGCGCAGCCAACCAAGCUCCCGGAGCGAGCGCUGAGCCUGCUCCGUCACACUGCCCCCCAGAGCUCUGGAGGAGCAGGACUCGCCGAGGUCCUGCGCAACGCUAAACUGGGAAUCACUCAGCCCGCAGAACAAGUGAAUCGCCAUGUGAAGAUUCCUGAGUUUAUAUUUUUGUGUCUCUGUGCUCUCUAUAACUGUAUGUUAUGGUUGUGUUGUUCAGGCUCGACUCUUCCCCGAGUGCUUCCUCUCUGUGCUCCGUCCCGUGUGGAGGCUCUGUUCCCUCACUCCCCAGACUCCUGCGAGGCAGAGAAGCCAGGAGACCGAGGAGGAAGCUCAUGUCUGCUGUCCUUCCUGCCUGGAGACGCUCUGUCCCUGCUGAUCAGUGAACCCAGAGACGGCUGGCACUACGGCCAGAACGAGCGCACGGGACGAAAAGGCUGGUUUCCCUUCUCCUACACACAGCCUUUCCCCAACACUCCCGGACAAGAUCUCAGUCCUCCUGCUCUGUCGAAGGUGAACAGCACCAGUAUGGGGCAGCUGGACAGGCUUCCCCCCGCGGGUCAGAUGCCGCAGGUCAGUCCUGACUCCGAGGACGAGAGGAGCGUCUUGUCUCAGCGCAUCAGCACCUUCAGACCACGACCCUACAGCAUGAUGAACCCCGAGACCAGCAGGAUGAGGACGUCGACUGAUUUCACCUCGACGCCUCCAUCACCCAGCAGGAUCAACCCGUUCGCUCAUAUUCGACUCAAGAAGACGGUGACCAAUGAUCGCUCCGCCCCGCUGAUACAGCAGAGCCUUUGAUUGACAGCCAGAGGUGCUCCUGUUAAUGCGUCAUGAAUAACCCAACCUCUGAGCUUACACUUUUGCAUACAGAAACCCAUUUAUACAAUAACUAGUAUCAGAGAAUGAAGUGCAGUUCAAUGCAUUUAGAUCAUUUAGGAUUUAGCUGAUCAAAUGCAUAUUCAAUAUAUAUUACGUUAUAAGAAAAUGAAAU